AUGAAAAAUCAAAACACCUCUGUGACUUACUUUCUUCUUUUUGGAUUUACAUACAAUCUUCCCAUCCAGAUGUUCCUGUUCUUUGUGUUUUUAUUCAUUUAUGCAAUUACAUUGAUGGGAAAUUUGAUAAUCAUGGUGGUAAUAAAGAAAAAUAGUCAUCUUCAAAGCCCCAUGUAUUUCUUCCUAAGUCAGCUGGCCUUUUUGGAUAUAUGCUAUUCUUCAGUCACAGUUCCUAAGGUGCUCGUAAAUUUCUUUGACAGCCAGACAAUUCCUUAUAACAACUGCAUUACUCAGAUGUUUUUCAUUCUUCUGACAGGAUCCACUGAAGGUUUUAUUCUUACAGCUAUGGCUUAUGAUCGUUAUGCCGCCAUAUGUAACCCUCUACAUUACGUAGAAACCAUGAACAUGCUGUUUUGCAAACAACUGGUGGGAAGUGCAUGGGCAAUCAGUUUCUUCUAUGCCACUGCAAAUACAUUACCUGUACUGAAGCUAGUGUUCUGUGGUCCAAAUAUAAUCAAGCACUUCAGCUGUGAACUGCCCUCUCUACUUGCUUUAUCCUGCACUGAUACUUUCAGAAGUAAAAUUAUGUUCUUCAUUACUGGUGGUGUAGCUGGAGGCUUCUCAUUCUCCCUUACUCUCAUCUCCUAUGUCAAUAUCAUCACUACAAUCCUGAAAAUGAAUUCAGCAGAAGCUAGGAAGAAAACUUUCUCCACCUGUAGUUCCCACCUCAUUGUUGUGGUUUUAUUCUAUGGGACUGGGUACUUUCGAUAUCUAAGGCCCAAUUCAGCCUCUUCAAUAAUUCUGGAUGAACUCUUCUCUGUCCAGUAUAGCAUUUCUACACCUAUGCUAAACCCUAUUAUUUACAGCCUGAAGACCAAAGAAGUGAAGGAAGCCAUUAAGAAAGUAAUUGGGCAAGUGGUUACUCAUCUAAGACAGCUGUUUAAAUAG
Messenger RNA from Varanus komodoensis (Komodo dragon), 948 nucleotides. Its product is annotated as olfactory receptor 5B12-like. Gene Ontology annotation, molecular function: G protein-coupled receptor activity; olfactory receptor activity. The record is from RefSeq and is a predicted model, not a curated record. Gene Ontology annotation, biological process: G protein-coupled receptor signaling pathway. NCBI's taxonomy places the organism in Eukaryota, Metazoa, Chordata, Lepidosauria, Squamata, Varanidae. Gene Ontology annotation, cellular component: membrane. The transcript has a single exon. The coding region runs from base 1 to 948 and encodes 315 amino acids.